UUUUUUUUAAUGUCAAAUUUCGAAACAACAGCAGCAACAGUAGACGGUUCCUUGUGCUGUCAUGGAGUCGCAGGAAAGGAGAUUGGUUUUUAGGUCGUUACUAAUCUGUUCCGCCGUGUUUAUUCAGGCACAGUUCAGCUGCGCAGGAGAUUGCCCAGCAGACGGACGUACCUGGGUCACAUUUGGAGCCAAAUGUUACCACUUUGUCCACGGAGAGGAGGAAGCGAUCAAAAGCUACACUUUCGACAGCGCUAAAACAAUCUGCAGAGGCUUCAAACUUUUGACCAUCCACAGUGCGGAAGAGAAUGAAUUUGUCAUUAAAUAUAGCCCACAAGUGUGGAAAGGCAACGUCAACGUGUGGCUGGGAAUGUAUUAUGACACAGACACUGAUACCAUGAGGUGGUUCAAUGACAAGCCUGUAACAUUCACUAAUUGGGAGUACAGCCCUUAUCCGUCCGACCUCCCGAAGGUGGAGACGUGUGCGGCUCUGCACAGCAUCUCAGGAAGAUGGGAAAACGUCAGCUGUGAUGAGGAGGAGGAGAAUGGAGUGAUCUGUGAAACUGCUCAGAAGGCAGAUCCGCCAAAAAGGAAACCCAAUGCGCUGCUCUCCACCCUGGUUAUUCUCAGUGUGGUGGCUGUGGUGGGAGUCUCUGCGGGAAUCUGGUUUGUGCACCAGAGGCAGAACUCCGGUUCCCCCAUCUUCACUGCGUUUGAGUACCACCCGCCGUUCCGAGUGCCAGACACAGACGAGUCUUGCCUCGUGGAGGCAGAGGAGACUGACGGCAUGCCCUAAGAUUUGUUUUCUCUGCAUUUGAUUACAGGGAAACACUGCAGGGCUCUCCUCACAGCAUGAACAUUUCAUACAGAGACGAGUUAAUUCUUGUAUCAGCUGUGCAUUGAUUUUUAAUCAUUGGGAUGCUCCCAUAACAUAUAGAAGUUUGGGGGAAACGUAUCAAUAAGCUUACUAACUUCUUUACUGAGGCAUAUGAGCGUCUUUCUGCUGCUUUCUCCUCUAAUGAUGUUAUGAAUAUAUUGAUUUGAAGCUAACUCUUAAGUGCUGUGAAAAAACACCUUUCCCCUCUUUUUUUUAUUACAUUUUUUUCUCCUGGUUUUCAAACAUUCAGUCGAGUGAUUUUAAACAUUAAGAUAUUGUGAAUAAAACUAAAUGAGCUAAAUGAUGGGUUCACUUGUUAAAUCAAAAAUCCACCCAGACCUAAUUGCUUUUAUGAAAAAAUAAAGGAAAACAUGGGACUCACUUGUUCAUUUAACCAAAACGGAAGCGACUGAUCAAUAAUAGCACGGAUAGAUGUCUAACUAGAACAAAAGAAGAACAUUUGCUUUGAUCAAAACUUUCAAGCUAUUUUUUUUGUGGAUUUUAGUAGCUUUCAGCGUUAUAAAUUAAGUAUUUUACUGCUAGUGUUUCAAAAUGGUAACAUCAUAUCUGUUAUCAGAACACGGUGGUGGUAGUGCAGUGGUCUGUGGUUGCUUUGCUGCUUCAGAACCAGCUCCUCUUGCCAUAAAUGAUGGCUUGUGCUCUCUACCAGUACAUUUUAAGGAAGAACAUUUGUCAAGCUUCACUGUGAAGUAUAGGUAAAGUUUAGACUUUUAUUUUUUAAUCCCACUGAGCCAUUUCAGAGUUUUUUUUAUUUUUCUUUUAACCAAACUCUAAAAACUUUUUAGUUACACUAAAUCAGAAAAAUGACCGAGACUUUUUCACAGUCCUGCAUGAUCUGCUACAAAAAAAAAACAUCCAGAGACAAUACACAAUGCUCAACAAAACACUAAAUUAUUAAUUAGGCCAAAAUAAGCUUUCAUUUUUGUGGGGAAAAAAGUGUUAGAAAGAGAUCAAUGCUUGUUGUUUUGGUGGUAUUUUUAGGUUUAUUAUUUGAGUGGGCUUCUCUUUCUCUAAAAGUUCCUUUGAUUGCAAGUUUUGGCUGCCAAUAAGACGUUGCUUACCCGUCAUCUUCUAAAUUUCUAACAAGUUUUUAUGAGGUUUACCAGCGUAUAGUGUGAGGGGACUUCAGGUACAUCCAGUGAAUGUGUUGUUCUACAAACCUACAUAGUUUGAAGGCAUCCUUCUUGGUUUCUGCCUAAACUAUGAAACCUCAGUCUGGCCAGUGUUCACACACACAACUGCACUUUACUCCUAAUUAUACUUCUAUCCAGAAACAAAAGCUGCAUGGAAAUCUGCCCCAUGUGGAAGUAAGAAAUACCACAAUUCUCAAUUGGAUUCUUGAAGUGCAGAUCAUUUUUAGCAUAACACAUUAUAUACAUGCAGCAGUAUGUUGAAAUCCAUGGCAAAAACAAAUAUAUCUGUUGCUGGUUUUUAGCUGUUUGAUAGAACAUUUAGAAAAAAGUUUCUCCAUCACGCACUGCAGUGGAUUUUUUUUUUGUUUCACUAGAACUAAUGCAGGACAGAAGAAUAUGAGGGAGCCUCUUUGAGCUAACCAGCCUUUUUCAAUUUUCUGUUUGAGUGUGAAUUUUGUGAAAAUGUGGCCAAAUGUUUAUGUGCUUGAUGUUUCUGGGGAAAUGUUGUACCUAAUUUAUGUGUCUAUUAAAAAUGUAUACUUUGAUAUCAUGAUUCUUAUGUUACAUGUGGUGGGAGCUUUAAAUACAUUUUCUUUUGAAAGUAUAAUUUUGCUGCCCGUAGAAAUUCAAUAAUAACACAAGUGUUAAAUUGGUAAACAAAAUGUACUGUGGAUGAAAGAAGACAAUCAUAAUUUUGCUAUUCCCAGCAUUUCAGAUAUUAAAUAAAAUUGAUGUUUGUUCUAUGAA
This is a messenger RNA of Oryzias latipes (Japanese medaka), 2775 nucleotides long. RefSeq names its product CD302 molecule (gene cd302). NCBI's taxonomy places the organism in Eukaryota, Metazoa, Chordata, Actinopteri, Beloniformes, Adrianichthyidae. The record is from RefSeq and is a predicted model, not a curated record.